CAGCUGAAGUAGAAUUCUCCAAUUCUGUUUAAUAACUCCAUAUUAUCGAAUGGAUGAACAAGCAGUUGCUGCAGCUGCAGCAACUGUAACCAGAAACGAAUCUGCUGUUGCGAACGACGUACAUCUGUGACUCUGGCUGGGUAGAAAGGUGCCGCAGGUGCUGGGUAGAAUGCCACACCGACAUGUCCAAAUCUGCUUCGUCUCGCCGACCACUUCUUCGAACAGCAGCCAAUGAAUUGACAGAAAGUAUUGCUGCUGUUCCUAACGCAUCGACUUCGUCGCCGUUAAAUGCUGGAGCUGUCGUCGAAGGGUUUUGUGGGAAAAGCAGUUCCUCUGGAGCAGCGCUUUCGAUAACCGCUUUCAAUAACGGUGACAGCCACAACAAUAAAACAAUGGCGGUAGGCGGCGAGAACUUGGCGUUGGCGGGAUCAUCUGUUUCAAGUGGAAACACAAACGCAACAAACGCAGGUGGUGCUACUACCAACUCCCCCCCAUGCGAACGAGAGUUAUUUGAAGCUUGCAGAAACGGGGACGUCGUGCGGGUACGCAAAUUGCUUGCACCUACCAAUGUCAACGCCAGAGACACAUCGGGUCGGAAAAGUACUUGUCUACAUUUCGCGGCAGGUUUCGGCCGUCGUGAGGUCGUCGAAUUGCUCCUAGCUAAUGGGGCGACUGUUGGAGCUCGUGAUGACGGAGGCCUUGUUGCGUUACACAACGCGUGCUCGUUUGGCCAUGCCGAAGUUGUUGGACUUCUUCUUGUUGCUGGAGCUGAUCCUAAUGCCCGCGAUAAUUGGAGUUACACCCCGUUACAUGAAGCCGCUACCAAAGGCAAAAUUGACGUAUGCCUUGUACUUCUACAACGGGGAGCAGACCCGACUAUCCGAAAUUCCGACGGGAAAACCCCGCUGGACCUUGCAGAUCCGUCCACGCGUCCUGUUUUAACCGGAGAAUAUAGAAAAGAUGAGCUAUUGGAGGCCGCACGUUCUGGGGAUGAGGAGCGUUUAAGGGCGUUACUCUCACCGCUAAACGUCAAUUGUCAUGCGAGUGACGGAAGACGCUCGACUCCACUUCAUUUGGCUGCUGGAUACAAUCGUGCUAGAGUUGUGCGCCUUCUUUUGGAGCGGGGUGCUGACGUGCAUGCCAAGGACAAAGGCGGACUCGUGCCUUUGCAUAAUGCUUGUUCCUAUGGACACCAUGAGGUUACGGAGCUUCUAUUAGCAGCAGGAGCGAAUGUUAAUGCUCGUGACCUAUGGGCCUUUACGCCAUUACAUGAGGCUGCCGCUAAGGGACGGCGAGAGGUGUGUGAGCUACUUUUGGCUCAUGGCGCCGAUCCUUCACUCUCUAACUGCCACGGACGAACGGCAAUCGAGAUGGCACCCAAUAGAGAACUACAGCAAAGCUUACUCUACGAAUACCGAGGUUAUAGUUUGCUAGAGGCAUGUCGUAUCGGUGAUGUAUCUCGCGUGAAGAAGCUACUGACCUGCUUGUCUGAAGUCAUAACAUUUAGGUGCACAUUAACUGGAGACGGAGCCCUUCAUCGUGCUAUUGCUGGCUCUGUCUCAACCAUCUCUUCUAGCUUCAACGGCAACAAUAAUCACACCGUAAUGAAUAACUGUCACAAUAGCAGCAACAAUAGCCCAUCGAAGCAUGCUCUUUGCGGCGGGGGAACUUCUGCAACUGCUGCUGGUUUCUCAGCGGCGUCUUCCCGCCGUAAAUUAGUUGAGCUUUUAAUUCGAAAGGGAGCUCCCCUGAGUGAACGGAACAAACGCCUGGACACGCCUUUGCACCUCGCCGCAGACCACGCUCUAAUCGAUGUGAUCGAUUUACUUGCGCGCAAUGGAGCCAAAUUAAACGCGGUCGAUGGAAACGGCGAAACUCCGUUACACCGUUGUGGACGAGCGGGGGGUGCUGGUCCAGUUGCUGUUUCUGCGGCGAAAGCCCUGUUGGCUCUCGGCGCAGAUCCUCGAACGCCCAAUGUCCACGGGAUGAUCCCUGCCCAAGUAGUAAACCAUGAAGUGAGCAAAUUAUUAUCGGAUUUACCAGAAGAUUCGUUAGCUGCCCAGUCUGAAUAUCAGUUAUUGGAAGCUUCGAAAGCAGGGAAUGUCGAUAUUGUGGAUCGCAUCUUGAACGCCCGACCGGAACUCGUCAACUGUCGGGACUUCGAUGGGAGGCAAUCAACGCCUUUACACUUUGCAGCCGGUUACAAUAGGGUCUCCGUUGUAGAGCGCCUAUUAACAUCCGGAGCGGAUGUCCACGCUAAAGACAAGGGCGGCCUUGUACCUCUGCAUAAUGCGUGCUCAUAUGGUCACCGGGAAGUGGCCCUACUUCUUGUUCGUCACGGAGCCAACGUCAACGUAACAGAUCUCUGGAAAUUCAGUCCAUUACACGAAGCUGCGGCGAAGGGGAAGUACGACAUCGUCAAACUUCUACUAAGUCAUGGAGCUGAUCCGUCAAAAAAAAACCGCGAUGGUCAUACUCCGCUCGAUCUCGUCAAAGAAGGAGACCAGGACGUAGCAGAUGCACUGCGGGGCGAUGCCGCUGUGCUGGAGGCUGCCAAAAGGGGCGAAUUAUGUCGUUUGGUAAAGUUACUUUCACCUGCCAAUAUUAAUUGUAGAGAUCAGCAGGGCCGCAAUUCCACACCUCUACAUUUGGCGGCAGGGUACAAUAAUGUGGAAGUGUUGGAGUACCUUUUAGAGCGAGGAGCGGACGUCAAUGCGCAAGACAAAGGUGGCCUUAUACCUCUGCACAAUGCUUCAUCGUAUGGACAUCUUGACAUCGCUGCCCUCCUUAUCAAGUUUGGGACAUCGGUUAACGCUCGUGAUCGUUGGGGCUUUACGCCGUUGCAUGAAGCGGCGCAGAAAGGCCGCACUCAGCUAUGCUCUCUUCUUCUCGCUCACGGAGCUGAUCCACUUAUUAAAAACAACGAGGGACAAACCCCAUUAGAACUAGCGACUGCUGAGGAUGUAUGUUGUCUCCUUCAAGAUUCCCUUCCUGCCACAGUUCCUCUUGCAACUACAGCUAAGGGCAGUCACCUUAAUCAUGCUGCUGUCAAGGAAUCGAAAGCCUCUCCAGACAAUACGAGAUUGGAGCAAGAGUUAGACGGUUGCGAGGGUCAACUCAAUCAGCGGCAAUCAAACAGCCUGAACAAUGCUGGCUCGUUUAACGCCUCCAGUGGAAUUGAUGAUGAAAAUGGGGGCCAAUUGAUUCCAGUCACUGACUUCAGUAGCCAGAACGGAACUCUUGUUCCGGCAGUCCCUGUAGGUUCUUCUAGCGAAGCGGUUGUAAAGAGCACAUGUGUGGGGGAGGAACAGUAUGUCGACCUUGAUAUACCCUCGGCAAUUAGCCUUCUUGCCAUGCACCGACGACAACUGCAGCCACAUCAACAACAGGCUCAAGUUACACAGAUUUUGCGAGAGUCGUCCGAAACGGCGCCAGUAACGUCCAUUAGCAGUAUUAAGGCCGGUAGCAGUAAUGGUAGUAAUGGGGUUAGUGUGCUUGUGGGAACAGCCGACAUUUCAGCAACGGGUAACUCUCCAAAGCUACAACAAGUUCUGGAAUUGUUGGAUCAAUUAAAUCUGGCUAGUCUAAAAGGUCUGUUUAUUCUGGAACACAUCACGAUCGAUGUUCUAGCAGAAAUGGGUCAUCAAGAACUUAAACAAGUCGGAGUUCACGCCUACGGACAUCGUCAUAAAAUCAUCAAAGGGGUUGAGAAAAUUGUCUUGGCAGGAAGUGAUAGGGUAGUAUCGUCACCCGCAACGUCCGAAAGUUUGCUAUCGACUGUCGGGGCUUCGGCAAAUGCCGCCGGAGGCUCAUCAACCAUGCUCAUUGAUCUUUCAGCUGACGAUAUUGAAUUCCUAGCAGUCGCUGAAGAGAUGCAAGGAAGCAUACGCGAGCACGUCGAUGGAGGACAAGCUGGCGGAAUCUUUGCUAGGUAUAAUAUAUUGAAAAUUCAAAAAGUGCGUAAUAAUCGUUUGCUUGAGAGGUACUGCCACCGACGUAAAGAAGUGACCGAAGAAAAUUACGGUAACGCUAAUGAGCGGAUGCUCUUUCAUGGAUCUCCAUUUGUUGGGGCUAUUGUACAUAAAGGUUUUGAUGAGCGUCUUUCAUAUAUGGGCGGCAUGUUCGGUGCAGGGAUCUAUUUUGCCGAGAACUCUUCAAAGAGCAAUCAAUACGUGUUUGGAUACUGCGGCGGGAACGGUUGUGCGACGCAUAAGAACCGCUCGUGUUAUCACUGCCCGCGACAAAUGCUUAUGUGCCGAGUCACAUUAGGCAAAGCAUUUCUACAAUUCAGCGCUAUGAAGGUGGCCCAUGCGCCUCCGGGACAUCACUCGAUUAUCGGACGACCCAGCGCUGGCGGACUCCGUUUCUCCGAGUACGUUGUCUAUCGGGGUGAACAGGCUUAUCCUGAGUACCUUAUCACUUACCAGAUUGUACCCAGGGAUAGUAACUCUUCGGGCGGCGCGGCCCAAUCCAGCCAUUGUUAACAGAUAGUACGGCUACGUUAUCACUAUUGUCGUUUAGGAAGCGAUGCGAUAUUAACUGUGUACACAUUUCAUCUAGUUGCUGAUCUCCCGGCAACAGUUGUCUAAUUCAUUCAUUUUUAGAAAAUAUUGAUUCGUUUUGGCAAAUGAUGCCGUUUGUAUCAAGUUUGUAACUUUCAAGGAUAAUAUAGAACUAAUCUUAGGGUAGCUUGAAUUUCGUGCAACAAACUUCGAACAACGAAUCUGUUUCGCUAUAGCAACUAAAAUUACCUGCCGUACAUUGGAAGUGAUGGAAAAAUUUGGAAAGAAGUUAUAGCUGAAAACUUUAGACGCUGUAAACACGUGCAAAGGUUUGGAUGUUCCGAGAGAUUUUUAUCAUAACCGGGUAUAUCAAUUAGAAGUAGGUGCCUCCACGCAGCGUAGACUACUUGACUAAUGACCGAUUCAAAGUAAAAUUACCCGCUUAGGAAAAGUUUUUCAAUAUCUAUUUACUGUAACUUUGUUUACUUUUUUCUAUUUGAAAUCGUAUCGAAGGCAAAAGCUAGAUCAUUAGGGCUCGAUUCAGCGAUAAACCUAUGGGUCAUCAAGCGACAAGGCGAAAGCUAUUUGGUGCUAUAGUUAGUAAAUAUUUUGCUUUCACACAGAUAUCGCAAUCUAUGUCGAUCUUCAGAAGUAAACGCUGGGACCACUGAUUCAUUUUGUUCUGCAUAGACUUAGGUACAUUUCUAGAUCAGGAUAAUGUUACUGAUUGACCGUUUGUGAUACCUCAUUCUACAAUCUUGCUCCUCGAAGUAGAGUAAAACAGGAUUAUCCUAACUAGUUCAUUAGUCUAAUCCAUCUGCUAUCGGUCCAGUAAGGAAUCAAUAUUGUGGAGGAAACUUUAAUUGCGUCGUAGUAGGUUGCAAUGCGUAAAUUCGUAGCCCGGAUUAUAGCUAGAUUUUUUAGGUCUCAAAUUCUAUCCUCCACAUGUACAUCGGACAUGAUAUCUCGAGGCUACCUAUAGGCAAACAUGCUAGAUUUAUUUUCAUGUGGGUAACACUUAUAAAGCCUGCAGCAGGACCAGCCGUAAUAAUAAUCGAUCAUCGAAACCUAGUUAUGAAUUCAUUAAAUUAUAAAUAAAAAAGGGCCAUAAAAUACAAGAAUACGAUAAUGCAAGUCUCGUUUAAAAAUCGAUGUGGAAGAAGCGACAUUGUACGCCGAUAAGCAUAUUUGAGCUUGCUUUCCGCGAGUCUAUCAUAGGUGUGCUUUCUGAGCUCUGAAUAGCUUUGCCCCAGUCUUUAUGCUCAAUAGUUGAUAAGCGAAUGGUAUAGUACUUUUCAAUCUGACGUAGCAUUUAUUUUCUGGAUGUGUAGCUCGUUUGGCUAAAUAAAUUCCAACAGUCCUGUAGAUCUGUCGGAAGUCUUGGACCGCCUAGAGUUUACCUUUUCUAUUCAGAAACUGAAUGUGAGACGAUGCGUAUGGCAAGUACGGGCUUAGCCCGCUCGUGAUAAAACCCGUAUCGUCCUGACAAACUGUCCCGUAAGUUCCGUGUUCCCCACCGUAGCUGUUUCGUCUUACGGUGUGACGAGUGUGGAACUUUCCAUAAAUGUUCGCCCCUUAGUCUUUCUCUUAACGCUAUUAGGACUACGAUUAGAAGAAGAAAAAGGAGGACAGGGGCGUCUUGGCAUCGAUGUGACAGAUCGUAGACAGUCACAAGUGGCCAGUGUUGUACCCGUUAGGCUGAAAUUUUUCUCUGUGGCCAGGAGAAUAUGGCGAUCACUUAUCCUUAUACCUUACUGUACAUAGUUGAUAUAAAUUAUUGAAA
Molecule: messenger RNA, 6285 nt
Organism: Varroa destructor (honeybee mite)
Lineage: Eukaryota; Metazoa; Arthropoda; Arachnida; Mesostigmata; Varroidae
Gene: Tnks
Product: tankyrase
Molecular function (GO): protein binding; NAD+ poly-ADP-ribosyltransferase activity
Source: RefSeq, a predicted model, not a curated record